Molecule: messenger RNA, 912 nt
Organism: Chlorella variabilis
Lineage: Eukaryota; Viridiplantae; Chlorophyta; Trebouxiophyceae; Chlorellales; Chlorellaceae
Exons: 2
Coding region: 1-912 (303 amino acids)
Biological process (GO): protein localization to ciliary inversin compartment
Cellular component (GO): ciliary inversin compartment
Molecular function (GO): protein binding
Source: RefSeq, a predicted model, not a curated record
AUGCCAGACAUGCUGGAAGACAGACUCAUGCAGGCAGCUGAGGUUGGCGACGAGGCGGCGGUGCGGCAGCUGCUGGCUGCAGGCGCUCGGGCGGACCAGCUCAACCUGAUCGGCUGGCUAUCUCUGCACAGAGCCUGCGUCAUUGGCCACGAGGGGUUGGCGAGGCUGCUGCUGGACGCUGCGCCAGCCACGGCUGCAGUGGCAGACUCCCAGGGGCAGACAGCCCUGCACUAUGCCGCAAAGGGCUCGAGGCUGUCUGCUGCUCCAGCCAUAGCCUUGGCAGUGGACUUCUCAGGCUGGACACCGCUGCACCGUGCGGCUGAGCGUGGGGACAUUGAAGUGAUGAAGCUGCUGCUGCCGGCGGCACGCGACCCUGCCGCAAUGCUCGACGCACAACAUCGUGCACCCAUCCACAUGGCCGCCAACCGCAGCAACGCAGCAGCCGUGCAGCUGCUGCUGACGGCGGCACCAGAGGUGGCUUUUGCGCUGGAUGGUUCUGGCCGCUCGCCGCUGCACCUGGUGCUGCAGUACGGCCUUUGCAGCACAACAGAGCAAGUCGUGGAGACGGCGCGCUGCCUGGUGUGGGCGGCACCAGAGGUGCAGCCUGCCCUGGGCAUCCUGCUGCAGCACGGGCAGCACUCCUCGACCCUCUUCGCUGACCUGGUGGCCCACCCGCCGUUGAGCCAGGAGCAGUGGCGCUCGAUUCCUGCGCCCUGCACCGACCUUGCUCGAGCGCUGCCAGCCGUCCUGCAGCGAUCGACCGCCGAGGCGGGGUGGCUGGUGGGGCAUUUGGCAGAGGAGCAGCGUGCGCGGCUGAGGGCAGCGGCGCUCAGCAUGGCGCGGGCGCAGCUGGGUGGGCCGUCCCUGCCGGCAGAGCUGAGCGGGCGCAUCCUGGCGCUGUGCUUGCCGUAG